CCAUUAAAAAAUAAAAAGUAGACUAGUCAUAUUAAAUCCCACAAUGCCAGAAACCUUCGAACUGCAUGAGUUCGAGGAUGGGACUCGACCUGCUGACGCUCCAAAUCAGUGGCUGGAGAGGGUCAAGCUGCGUUUGAAUCUCCCUUAUUUGGGAAUUAUACUGGCCACCUUAUCCUCGCUAUUCUUCUCGCUAUGCUCGGUGAUAGUCAAGGACCUAGUGGACGUGAAUCCCAUGGAGCUCGCCACCUUUCGCUUCGUAGGCGUGCUUUUACCUGCCAUUCCCAUAGUGAUUUACACCAAGCAACCUGUGUUUCCGGAAGGCAAACGCAUUAUUCUGCUGCUGCGCUGUUUUAUGGGCACAACAGGACUCAUGCUGAGCUUUUAUGCCUUCCGGCAUAUGCCGCUUGCCGAUGCCAGCGUCAUAAUAUUCUCCACGCCUGUGUUCGUCGCCAUCUUUGCACGCGUCUUUCUCAAGGAGCCGUGUAGUCUCUUCAAUGUCGCCACCAUCAACAUGACGCUGGUGGGCGUGGUGCUCAUCACCAGACCACCAUUAAUAUUCGGAGACGAGCAGCCCGCUGAUGCGUAUGAUAACGAGAAAUAUGACUACGAUAUUUGGGGUCCAAUCGCUGCCCUAUCAUCCACGCUCUUCGGUGCCAACGUUUACAUACUGCUGCGUGCUCUCAAAAGUCUGCACUUCUCCGUCAUAAUGACAAACUUUGGAGCUAUAGCACUGAUCUAUACGGCCAUCGUAUGCUUCGCCAUUGGCGCCGUAUGCUGGCCAGCCUGUGGACGUGAUCGCUGGUUGGUUGUCGUGCUUGGCAUCUUUAGUUUUGUGGGGCAAAUCCUCUUGACGCUGUCGCUUCAGGUGGAGCAGGCCGGCCCCGUGUCCCUUGCUCGAUGUGCGGACAUAGUUUUUGCCUUCAUCUGGCAAAUUAUGUUCUUUGGCGAAACCCCCAACGGUUACUCACUACUUGGUGCUUUCUUGGUGAUCACCUCGGUCGUUUUGAAUGGUCUCAAGAAGUGGGCCAUGACGCAGCCAAGGGAAUCAAAGACGCGCAAACGACUGCGACGACUUCUGCUAGAGUAGAUGCUAGAGAAAUGCAUUUAAUAAGCAUUUUGUGGUUUCUUCAAACUAUGCUGUAGUCAGUCCGAAUUAUAAAUAUUAUUCUAAAUAUCACAUAUCUAGACUAUAUCAAAAACUGGGCAACUGGGAACAAUGCUCAAUGGAAAUAUUGAAAAGCUCAGCUUAGUACUAAAACGCAAUAUACGUACGUAUAUAUACACAUAAACACUUCAUACUAUAUGUAUUACUAAUAAUUAGCUCUAUAAGCAAUACAGUUUUAAAGUUUGUGCGUGAUACUCUUUUUAACCAUUAAAACUAAUGGUUCAUAUACAACAUACACUACGUCUAUGAUAAUAUUAAUUUAAACACACAUACACACGUAUAAGUUUUAGUUUAGCCAAAUUCAUUAAGUUGUUGUUUUGUACAUUGUUAUUUAUAC
This is a messenger RNA of Drosophila busckii, 1502 nucleotides long. Its product is annotated as solute carrier family 35 member G1. The transcript has a single exon. Gene Ontology annotation, cellular component: membrane. NCBI's taxonomy places the organism in Eukaryota, Metazoa, Arthropoda, Insecta, Diptera, Drosophilidae. The coding region runs from base 44 to 1087 and encodes 347 amino acids. The record is from RefSeq and is a predicted model, not a curated record.